AGGCUCUGAGACAAAGCCACAGCCCAAGUGAUAUGCCUGUGUCAGACCAAUUCCUGUCCUGAAGGAGGGUAUGCAACCUUCUUUAUUCCCCCUUCACAGACGUCCUUGAGCCCUUGAGACGGAUGUGAGCGAGUUUCUCAGUGCUCAUGCAAAACAACCAUCUAAACAUAACAGAUGACAUCAGCUUGGGCUUUUCAAUUCCUGGAUGGCAGCGGCGUGUUAAUCCAGCCUUCAUCCUGGAUUUCAUAAACUAAAACAAGAGAGCCUGGCAAGAGGACAGCGCUGCUGCUGGGUUGAGGAAAUUGAUGACGGGGAAGCAUGCGGGCAACCCAGUGUAUAAAACUCAUAAACGUGUAGGCAGAGGCUCAGCUACCACUUUGGACAGCUGCUUCCCGCCAGCAAAGACCACGCCGCCCGCGGGAAGCCGAGCCAGAGCCCUCGGGGAACCAUGAAGAGCCUCUUGCUGCUGGCCACGCUCCUGGUCCCUGCGCACCUGGCGGUCGCCUGGAGCACCAAGUAUGCGGUGGACUGCCCCGAGCGCUGCGACAGCGCCCAGUGCAAAAGCAGCCUGCGCUGCAAGCGGACAGUGCUGGACGACUGCGGCUGCUGCCGGGUGUGCGCCGCGGGGCUGGGCGAGACCUGCUACCGCACCGUGUCGGCCAUGGACGGCGUCAAGUGCGGCCCGGGGCUCAGGUGUCAGUUUUACAGUGAGGAGGAUGACUUUGGUGACGAGUUCGGUAUCUGCAAAGACUGCCCCUACGGCACCUUCGGGAUGGAAUGCCGGGAGACCUGCAGCUGUCAGUUGGGCAUAUGUGACAGAGUGACUGGCAAGUGUCUGAAAUUUCCCUUCUUCCAAUAUUCAGUAGCCAAGUCUUCCAACAGGAGAUUUGUUUCUCACACAGAUCUCAGUAAUAAUUUGGGAGAUUAUACAUUUUUCCAUAAAGUUCACCCAGUUUUAUGGAGAAUAAAUAUGAUUGAUUACCAAAACACCUGUAAUAAGAAAAUAACCAAGAUAUACAAAGUUCUUCAAAUUCUUCAGUGA
Leptonychotes weddellii (Weddell seal) is the source of this 1042-nucleotide messenger RNA. The record is from RefSeq and is a predicted model, not a curated record. Lineage: Eukaryota; Metazoa; Chordata; Mammalia; Carnivora; Phocidae.